AUGCUGGACCAACCGCACCAUCCUCUCCUGCUCCCGGAGAUUGUUAGCAAUGUUCUUGAAAAUGUUCGUAUGCGAGACCUCGCAAGCUGCGCUCAGGUCAACCGGACAUGGAGCACUAUAGCCUUAAAGCGCAUGUACGAGGGUUCAACAUGGGACAUGCAGUUCCGAACACCCGACAUUAUCUCCCUGAACUGUCUCUAUGUUGCCUCUCGGGAGCGCUUCGCCCGCCAUAUGGGAAAUGUCAAGCAUCUGCUCAUAGCUCCCGAGAACACUGUCGACAAAAGAGAGGUCGGUCUGCCGAAGAAGCUUGUUGCUUUGGAGGAGUUUCGUCCAAUGCGUGAUCCGGAAUAUGCUAAGAGUCUCUUCCGAUCACACAAUCCCCGAGUCAAAAGCCUCAUGGUCCCGUUUGGAAUUUACGGAUGGAGGAAGCGGGACUUCAUGGACGUCUUUCUCACACCAUCUGUCGAGUUCUUGGCUAUUGACGACGAGUUCUGUCGGUUUCUAGACAGCGAGCACAUGACCGCCAACCGUCUUGAAAAUAUAAGAGCCCUGACCAUCUACUGGUCAGGCGCCAGCAAGAAUGUGACAAGUCUCUGCUCGCUUCUCAACAGGUGCAAUCUCCGCUUCUUCCAUAUUGAGGACUUGCGCGACCCGACACCCAUGAGCGACUCCAAUGUCAGACAGCUUAUUGACUGCCUGAAACGACAGAGAGAUCUUAGAGCCUUGGCUUUGAUCAUCCCAGAGGUAUAUUCAACCAUUGCCCAACAGCUGUUAGUUCGAAACCCAUGGCCACACCUAAAAGCAUUGUCUGUGGGAAAUUUCGGCGACAGGCAUUGGGGACCCAUACGAUUGCCCAAAUUCACCGAGUUGGAGAUGCUUAGUCUGCGAUCCGUUGACCCUCUUUUGGGCAUCGUCGGCCGUGAACCUGAAAUCAAAAAUCGAUUACGGAUGCUGCAUCUCGAGGUUUAUGACAUCGAUGACGCAGCGCCACUCCUUGAUAUCCUACCUGGGUGUCAUCGCCUCCAGAAACUCAGCCUCGGGGAGAUAAGUAGCGUUGGAGGUGACCCGCCUGAACUCUAUGCGCGGUUUUACGAGCGUCUACCGUCUCUGCCCUCUCUGGAGUGUCUUUCAAUGUACUGGGAAAUUAACCUGGACAUCCAGGUCCUCCGACACGUCGCAAUACAGUGCCCACAAAUCACCAUCUUGAAUCUGUAUCCCCUUGAACUGAACGCAGAUAUCGUGACACUGAGAACCAUUCCUCCACUCCCGCAGCUAAAGGUAAUGAAGGUGUCGGAGAUAUUAUUCCACAACCCCCGCCAAUGGAUCCAAGGGGACGGGCUACAGCAAUUAGCAGCGGAAUGGAGGCGAAUUUUUCCUAAGCUCCGCGCCUGCCCAACACCAACGGAUACAGGCUACCCCGUUACGGAGCAGGAUAUCCGAGACCAUCUGCAGUACAGCUCCGAGGCAAGCUGGGAACACCCCAAUGAUUCCGACUGUUUGACAGCGCGUUUGUCCACGGUGCUCGGCCACAGGGACUGGAUCGACAGCGAUGUCGAGUAUGUGUACCAGCGCGAACUCGAGACUGAAGUCAUUGGGUGGCCGGUUGUGCGCUUGGGGGAGUUAGACCAGGCAGAAUCGCACUCUACCUAUCACCUCUAG
Molecule: messenger RNA, 1659 nt
Organism: Aspergillus mulundensis
Lineage: Eukaryota; Fungi; Ascomycota; Eurotiomycetes; Eurotiales; Aspergillaceae
Exons: 2
Coding region: 1-1659 (552 amino acids)
Molecular function (GO): protein binding
Source: RefSeq, a predicted model, not a curated record